CCCGGCGAAACUUGGGAAAACCAAGAAAAGCCUAGCUAGCUAGGUUAGGGAACUUGUUUUUGGUUUUGCGUUUUCAGAUCUUCCGAGCCCGCAGCUCAGAGAAGGGAAAAGAGAUGACGGUUCGGAGAACGGUGACGGGUUUUGCCAUUCUUCUGAUGUUUCUCGUGGGGGCUUCGCCGCCAUUUGUCCAUAGCUCUCGUCCCUGCAAGUCAGCAUUUCAACAUUCACAAGCAGUAGCAGAAGAAGAGAUGGUGGCUGCUGACAAUAUGGAGUCUCAGCUGCAGGAAGGGAAUAGGAAGGAAGGUGGCUUGGUGGAUGAGUCAGCAAGAGAAGUGCCGACAGGACCCGACCCGCUGCACCACAACAACAAACCUAGCAGGCCAUGAUAUGAUAUCAUCACCUACCUAGCUAGCUAGCUAGUAUUAGCUUCUGCUCACUCUCACAGUCUGUCACUAACUGCUUAAUUAGCUAGGUUAUUUAAUAUUUAUCUGAAAUUUUAGCUAGGGAGGACUACGUUACUCUGA
Messenger RNA from Ipomoea nil (Japanese morning glory), 524 nucleotides. Its product is annotated as protein CLAVATA 3-like. Lineage: Eukaryota; Viridiplantae; Streptophyta; Magnoliopsida; Solanales; Convolvulaceae. The record is from RefSeq and is a predicted model, not a curated record. Bases 114 to 386 code for a protein of 90 amino acids. The transcript has 3 exons. Gene Ontology annotation, molecular function: receptor serine/threonine kinase binding.